AAAAAAUCUUCAAACGUGGAACAGCGGAUUACCUUUUGCCCUUAAAAACAUAAAAAAAAAAACAGAAAACUGUCAAGUGAAAAUAAAUUAAUAACGAGUUGAACAAACCCAUAAAGUGCGCGAAAUGUUGAGCUACGUGUAAAAGCGACUAAAAGGAUCCUAUAACUCUGUGAGACACAAAUUAAACAUACAAAUCGGGAUAGAAAGUUAAAGCUAGUGAUCCCAUUGUAUUCGGAGAGUUCUAAACGACGACAAAUCGUUCUGUUACUUGAGUGAAAAAAGUUACAACCACAAGAUGACAAGAAGACGUUCGAGUCCGCCGGGACUCGAGGAGCUGCUCUAUCUGGCGCUCGUCCUGCUGGCCAUGGCCCUGAUACCCACACAAGCCGCCCCGGUCCAGGAAUACACGGAGAUCCAACAGUAUUCGGAGGGCUGCUACUACAACUAUGCACACUAUCAAGAGGGCGACCGCAUCAUGACCAAUGAGCCGUGCCUGAACUGCACCUGCCACAACCGCAUGCUGAUGUGCUACCUGCGCGUCUGCCCCUUCACCAAGCCCAUUGGCCACGACUGCAUCGUGGAGAAGCGGGAGGACCAGUGCUGUCCCAUCAUCACCUGCCCAGAAGUGCCAGUGGAUGUGCCCUAUCAUUCCCCCGAACCCGGUACCGAGCUGAGCAUCCCCGAGAAGUUCGGCUGCAGCAUCGAGGAGAAGUUUUACCCGGAGGGCGCCCAGGUGCCAUCGAACCCCAACAAGCCAUGCGAACUGUGCUACUGCAUCAACAACCAGACCAAGUGCGUCAUGCAGGAGUGCACUCUGCACGUGGACGGCUGUCUGCCCAUCUACAACAAGGGAUCCUGUUGCCCAGUGCGCUAUAGCUGCGACCAUGAGAACGAGCUGGACUUUGUGGAGCAGUCGACCACCACCACAACGACCACUGUGCGCCCUACAACUGGAUUCAUCCUGGAAAGCACCAUGACACCACCAACCACCACCGACUGCAUCCACGAUGGCGAGGUAUACGCUGAUGGAGCCUCGCUGAGGGGUAAGAAUGCCUGCGAGCACUGCUACUGCAUGCGCGGAGACAUCGUGUGCGCCGUUCAGGAAUGCGAGAUGCCCAUGAUAGGGGCCGAUGGAAAGUCCUGUCAAGCAAUGCCAGCUGCCGAGGGCCAGUGCUGCCCGAGCAAUUAUGUCUGCAAGGACGAUAGUGCCACCACCGAAAUUAUUGAGGUCACCACAGCGGAGAGUGUUACUUCGGUGCCAUCCAAGGGUAUCCAUGCUGAGAUUCCCAAGGAGGAUGUUGAUCUGCAGGAGCACAUUGAUGACGAGGAGAAAAAUCAGGAUAAGGAUAAGGACAGCGCUACCGAUGUUCCAUCCGUGGAGCUGGGCAGCGGUGAGAUUGAGGACGAAGACGAGGAGGAGAAGGUUAAGGCCACCACGGUUGCUCCAGUGCACGUCACGGACGAAAAGGACUUCUCCUUCGAGCCCGAAUCCUCUACUGCUGGCAUUGCCUCCGAUUCCAGGAUCGAUGUGCCAUCGUCCACCGAGGAACCCAAGGAACCGUCCACCGAAGCCAUCGCCGAGGAGGAGAUUCUCAAGAUUGUCACCACUCCAGAACCCGAGGGUAGCGGCGAAGAGGAUGAUUCCAAGCCUGCUCAGAUUCCCGAGCAGGAAGUCACUGAGGAUGAACUCAUCGAGGUCAGCACUUCCGCUCCAGCCAAGGCCAGUCCGGAGGAGGAAGUGGUUAAGGCCACCACCUCGGCGCCAACGGAAGAAGAGGACGUCGCUAAGCCCACGCCAGCCGGAGAGCCUUCUCUGGAGGAAGGAAGCGGUGAAGAAGAGAAGGAUGUCAAGGUCACAGCAGCUCCAGAGGAAACUCAAGAGGAGGCGAAGCCCACUACCGCUCCAGUGGCAAGCGACGAAAAGGAGGAGGAACUCAAGCCCGCCGAGGGAAGCGGUGAAGAAGAGCAGGCAAUCAAACCCACUGUGGCUCCAGAGGAAAGCGCUGAGGAGGACAGCGAAGUCGAAUCCACUUCAGCUCCGACGGCAAGCGAUGAAACUGAACAGGAAGCCACUUCAGCUCCAGAGGAGAGUAAGGAGCAAGAGGCAGACAAGCCCACUCCAGUUCCGUCAGCCACCGAUGAUGUGGAACCAGCGAAGCCCACUGAAUCCCAAGAGGAAGCCAGCAGUGAGGGUGAAGAGGACAUCGUCAAGGGCACCACUCCUGCAGGAGAAGCAAGCAGUGAGAUUGAAGAGGAGAUUGUCAAGGAAACCACACCUGCCGAAGAAGCCAGCAGUGAGGGAGAAGAGGAGAUCGUCAAGGAAACCACUCCUGCCGGAGAAGAAAUCAUCAAGGGAACCACUCCGGCCGCAGAAUCCAGCAGCGAAGCUGAAGAGGAGAUCGUCAAGGGUACCACUCCUGCCGGAGAAUCUAGCAGCGAAGCUGAAGAGGAAAUCGUCAAGGGAACCACACCGGCCGGAGAAGCCAGCAGCGAAGCCGAAGAAGAGAUCAUCAAGGCAACCACUCCUGCCGGAGAAGUCAGCGGCGAAGAGGAGAUCGUUAAGGCUACCACUUCAGCUCCUAAAACCGGAGAUGAAACUGAGAUGGAACCAGAUACCGCCACGGAUGCUUCAGUGGAAGAAGUCGAGGACUUGGCCAAACCAACAACGCCAUUUGCUGAGACCGUGGAAGAAGCCAUUGCUGGAACACCCAUUCCAACUGAAGAUGUCAGUGCUGAAGAGGAGAUUGUUAAGGCCACAACACCAAAGACCUUGGGAGAGCAGCCCCCAGCUGCUGAGGACUCUACCGAGUUGCCAGUGGAAGAGGGAGAUCUGCCCAGCUCGACAGGUGCCCCAACAAUGGCCUCCUCGACCGAAGGUGUCCAGGAUACUUCAGUUGCACCUGCACGAGCUGGCGAUAAGGACGAAGCCGGAGUUACCGAACCCACUGCCGAGAAAGAUGACAAAGAAUCCGGAGAGGUCGAAGAGGAUGCCACAGAUCUGCCAGUCUAUGAUGCUGUCACGAGCACAACUGCCAAGACCACAACCACUGAGAAGACCGAAGAGGAGUCCUCAACUGAAGCAGCCGAAAUCGAGACCUCCACUAGUGCACCCGUUGACAAACAGGAGGUGCCAGACAAGGAUCAGAAGGAUGAGGAUGUUGCGCAAACAAGCACUGAACUGCCGGCUAAAUCUGACAUUGUGCCUUCCAGUCAGCCAGUCAGUCAGACCAGUGACGAAGCCGCCACAGAUAAGCCAACCUCCGUUUACCUGCCACCUGCCGGAGAUAAGGAUUCUACCGAAGAUGAGCCCACUGCGACUGAACCCUCUGUCCAAGAAGAGGAGCCAUCCAAACCAGUGCCCCAGCAUAUUCCAUCCAGCAGUCCUGCCACAGUUGACAAUCGCAACGACUUCGAGGAGUCAGAGAAGACAACCCAGCCGCCUAGUAGCGAGGAUCAGCCCUUGCCCGCCAUGGAUUUGCCCGCCGUCAUUCCAGGCGAAGGUGACUGCCUGGUGGAGGGUAAGACCUAUGCCAACAACACCAUUGUACCCGCCACCGCUCCCUGCGAUGUGUCCUGCAGAUGUGUCAGCAGCCUCGUGGCCUGCCAACAGAUGGAGUGCAAGUUGCCCGAGAACCUGGAGAAAUGCACCGUGGCUGCCGAUCUUGUGGAUGGUUGUUGUCCCACUUACAACUGCGAUGAGAGCAUUGAAAGCGUCGAGAAAGAGCAGGACUCCACUGCCAAACCCGACGACAAGAUCGAUGAGGAUGUCUCUGAGAUCAGCACCGAGGAAAUUCCCAAGGACGUUAUCAUGCCUACUGGCAUUACUGAACAGCCUCUUUCUCAUGUCAAGCCCGAUGAAGAAGAGAUCCAGCCAGUGACUACAGUUCCUAUCCAGGUUGCUGAAUCUACCACUGCUAGGACUGAUAAGAAACCAGUUGACGAAUCCGAGGAGGUUCAAAAACCAGUUGAAACCUCCACUGAAACCGUUGAGGAUGAGAAACCAAUUGAUGAAUCCGAGGAGGACAAGAAACCAGUUGAUGAAUCCAAGGAUAAGAAACCCGUUGAUAAGGAACCCAAGCCCGAGGACGAGAAGAAGACAGACGAUGAUUUCGUGGCGGCCACGGAGCAGCCAGAGGCUUCAACUCCAUCUCAAUUUGCCGACGAUGCCGAGAAGGAGACUGAAGACAAACUGGCCACCACAGUUGCUCCCAUUGAAGAAACACAUGAGCCGGUCGAUGAAAAGAUUCCUGCUGAACCAGAGCCAAUUCCUGAUGAUGAAGUCCUUGCCAGUACUGCUCAACCCGAGAAGGAGACGCCAGAGCCCUCCACUGAACUGCCAACUUCUGAUACCGACAAGAAAGCAGAGGCGGAGGAACCAGCUCCAGCUACCCAGGCUCCAGAAUCCGACAAGGUUCCCGAAGUUUCGACCAGUGCUCCAGCUGGAGAUGAGAUUGAAGGAUCUGAUAAACUCACAACCGUUUCUCCAUCGAAGGUUGCUGUUCCUGACGAAAAGGAAACUGCUGGUAAUGAAGAUAUCGUUCCUGCCACCUCUGUGCCUAUUGAAAGUGAAAUUAGUACUGAUAAGCCAGCCGAGCACGGACAUAAACUACCCACACAGCCAGAGGAGAAACCAGUCGAGGAAGAGUCCUCUACUGAGACUGAUAUUAGCACUGAAGCAAGUGUUGAGGGUGAAAAGGAAACCGCUGAUGAGACUUCGGAGUCCGACAAUGAAAUCGAGGGCGAUGCUACUCCUGCUCCCGCUUCUGCUCCUGCCCCUGAAUCUGCUGAUGAGGACAAGACUCCAAGCACCGAGCAAACUGUCGAGGCCGAAAAGGUCACCACCGUUGCCCCAUCUGCUGGCGAUGAAGAGGAGGAACUUCCUAUUGCAAUCACAACCCCUGCUCCAACGAAGGAUGAAAUUGAGCCGAAACCAGUCGAAGGUGAACAGAAACCAGAGAGCCCAGUUGAAGAUAUACAAAAGCCCAUUGAAGACGAGUCAUCUACAGCUACUUCAGCUGAAAAUGAGAUCGAGCCUGACACCGAUCGUGAAACCACUGCUGCUCCUACUAAGGAAGAGUCUGUUGAACCCUCCACUGGAGCUCCUGCCUCUGAUGAGAGCAAGGAAAUCCUUGAAUCAGAAGUUCCCACAACUGUGGCUCCUGCUGGUGAAAAGAUUCCUUCAAGUAGUAUCACUCCCGAUGAGGAACCCACUGCCACUUCUGCUCCUACUGCCAAGCCGGACGAAGAUGUAGAAAAGGAAACCGUAACUGAAGCGCCUACACCCGUUACUGAUUCCUCUGAGGAACAAGAUAAGGAAAUAUCCACGGAUCAGACGCCAUCUCAGGUGGCCGAAGAAAAACCUGAAGCUCCCGCCAAGACUCCAGAGGAGGAAACCACUGAAACUACAGCACCAACGUCCGUUGAUGAGGUGCCCGUUGUCCAGAGACUGCCCGAAGAGGUACUUGCUGAGAUUCCGCAGUCCUCCACUGAAGCCGAUAUUGCAAAGGAAGACGAAACCAGUACUGCUCCAAGCAUUGGUGAGAAGGAACCUGCUGUCACCUCUAUUCCAUCAGUUGAAAUCGAUCAGGAAGCCACCACUGUUGCGCCUAUCUCUGAGAAGGAUGAAAGGCCAACUGAGGAGGAGAAACCAACUGGAGAAAAGAAACCUACUGAGGAGGAGAAACCAACUAGAGAAGAGAAACCAACGGAGGAAGAAAAACCAACUGGAGAAAAGAAACUUGCUGAGGAGGACAAACCAACUGGAGAAGAGCCAUCUGAAGAAGAGAAGCCCACAGAACAGGAGAUAUCAACUGAGGCACCAGUCAAGAUUACUACACCAGAAGAUAAGCUUGAAACCCAGGCUGCAUCUACUGAUGCUCCCGAGGAAGGAUCUUCAGAAUCGGUCGAAGAAGUCGCGUCAUCGACUGAAGCAACAGCUGAUGAGCAGCCCGAAGACAAACAGCCCUCAUCCACGACACAGGCACCAGUUGAAAAGAUUCCCGAAAUCUCUACCGAACUGCCAGCUGAACCAACCACUGCUCCCGUUGCCGCAGAUGAAGAGGCUUCCUCUGCGUCCAGUGAAGAAGACGAGAGUCCAGAGGUCACUACUGCCUCUCCUGCAGGAGUUGAUGACACCAAGGAAGUGGCACCAUCUUCCACCGAGAGGGCACCAGACUCUGAAGACAAGCUACCCGUGGACGAAAAGGAGAAACCUGAGCCUGCAACCCAAGUUCCCGACCUGGCUGCUGGUGGAGAUACCGAAAAGGAGGAAGAUGUUACUCCAUCUGAGGAGGAGGGAGAUGAAAUCAAACCAACAAUCGCCCCUGCUGCUGAAAGUCCCAAGCCUUCCGAAAAGGAACCCGCACUGGAUGAACAAGAAGUGGAGUCCACAACUAAGCCUAAAUCUGAUGAACAACCCAUUGAUGAGACUGUAUCCGCCACUUCUGGACCCAUCGAUGACUCUUCCACAUCUGGUCCUGCCAAGGAGGAGUCCAGCACCCAAUCUCAGGAGAAGGAAGAUAUUGAUAUCACUACCGAUGCUAGUCCAGCCUUGCCUGCUGUCCAGGAAGAUGACUUAAAGGGUGCCGUCACUGUGCAACCAAUUGUCGAUGAUAAGGAAGUUUUUGCUCCUCAGGACGGUUCCAAGACCAGCAUUGAUGUGUCCACCGAUUCUCCCAUUGCCGAAGAGGAUGAGGCUCCCAGCACAGUUUCUCCUGCAUCGCCAGCUGCUGACUCCACUGCUGAUGCUACCACUCCUUCAGUGGAUCUUCCUUCUGCCGAGGAGAUCGACAAGAAGCCCAUGGAAGAAGUCAUGUCCCAGACUAUUGCCCCGCAUGCCGCCGAUGAGUCUGCGUCCACAUCCACCGAGGACGAAGACCAGUCUCCUAUUACUGUGUCUCCUCAGGAUGCUGACAAGACUCCAGUUACCGUGGCUCCCCAGGACGCUGAUAAGACUCCAAUCACAGAAGCUCCCCAGGAUGCUGAUAAGACUCCAAGCUCAGAGGCUCCCCAGGAUGCUGAUAAGACUCCAAGCCCAGAGACUCCAAAGGAUUCUGAUAAGACUCCAAGCUCAGAGGUUCCCCAGGAUGCUGAUAAAACUUCAAGCUCAGAGGCUCCCCAGGAUGCUACUGAAUCUCCUCAAGAUGCAGAUAGGAUUCCAGUCACAGUGGCUUCUCAGGCUGCUGACGAAAUUACGGUUUCAGUCACUGCUGCUCCUUUGGAUGAAGAAAAGAUUUCAGCGACAGCAGCUCCCUUGGAUGAAGAGAAGAUUCCAGCCACUGCAGCUCCUAUGGAUGAUGAAAAGAUUCCUGCUACAGUUGCUCCAGUUGCUUCCGAUGUGGAGCCAAGCAGCGAGCAGCCUUCUGCUGCUGAGGAUGUUGGUGAAGAGAGCACCGAACCAGCUGUCGAUGAUGCCGAAGAUACUACUGAUGAGCCCAAGGCUGAUGCCAAACUGAAGCCACCCACUCCGGCUCCUGCCGUUCCAUCCGAAUCUCCAGUCACAGAGGCGGAGAUUGUGCCCGAAACUGCGGCUCCAGAAAUGGAAAAGGAGGAAGUGCCAGAGAAGGCCACGGAACAACCAGAACUGGAGGAGGAGGUUCCAGAAAAACCCACAGAACAACAAGAACCUGAGAAGGAGGUGCCUGAGAAGACCACGGAACAGCCAGAGGCGGAUAGCGAGAAGACCACUCCGGAGCCAGUAGUGAAGCCUAGCUUGGAUUCCACCGAGGAGGGUGAAGAGUCCGUUGAGUCUGAGGAGGAGCAUGCUCCAGUUACGGAAGCAGCUGACAAGGAGGAAGAGAGCAAGGAGACCGAGGAAGAGCCUGAAGUACCCGCCGUUGUCUCUGAGAUUACUAAGCCAAGUGAAGAGGCUGUCACCACCAGCACUGUGCACCCACUGUUCUCCCACCUGCCCAGUAGUACCACUCAAAAGCCAGCCAUCGAUGACCGAGUGGGCGAGGAGACUGAUGAAGAGAACACCACCGAGAAAUUAAGUAGUUCCAGCACCAGCAGCACCACCACAGAAGCUCCAGCGACCACGACGACGGUGGCCAGCCAACAGCAACAGCCCAUCACUCCACCGCCCUACGGCCACGGCCACGCCCCCGAGUACGAGGACGAGUACGAUGAGGAGGAGGUCUUCGGACCCGGAACUUGCCGCUAUGCCGGCAAGCUGUACGUGUCCGCCCAGCAGAUUCCACGUGACGAUCCAUGCGACUUCUGCUUCUGCUUCCGAAGCGACAUCAUCUGCCUGCAGCAAUCGUGUCCGCCGCCAAUCGCCGGCUGCCACGAGGAGCCCAUCUCCGGCUUCUGCUGUCCGCGCUACGAGUGCCCUGUUUCGAUGGCCGCCGUGCUGAACAUCACCACGAGCACGACCACCACCAGCACCACCCUGCCGCCCCACUUCCUGCACUACUCGCACGGCGAGGCGGUGAAGCACACCGGCUGCCUGAUCAACGGUCGAUCCUACCGCGUGGGCGAGCAGAUCGAGUCCACCAGCGGACCCUGCAUCAGCUGCACUUGCGGCGGCGACGGCAAGAUGAAGUGCGAUCCCCAGCAGUGCGUCCCCGAACCCACCAUGCAGCAGGUGAUGGCGGCCGUGGUGUCGGGACGCAAGAGAUGAACCACCAGCCAUGCUCACUAAAUAUAAUUUAACUAAUUCUUAAGCACUGCAGACAACAAUCACGAACCGACGAACCACAACCAGAACCAGAACCAGAAUCAACCAGACCAGAUAGCACCACUCGCCAACUAGCAGCAAUAGCAAUAGAGAUCACUAAUAUAGCCAGAAACCAGAAACAGAAUCUCGAAAUCGGAAUCGGAAUAGAAUAGGUGCCAAAAGCAAUAGUUAACCAGGACCAGAUGCAAUAGUGUUAAUUUUGGGUUUGCCGACACACAUUCGCACUCUUUCAAUUGGAUUACGACCAGCCCACUUGUUUCGGAUUAGGUUACGGUGACGAAGCAACCAGUGAUAUUGUACUGUAUACAUAGUAUAGGUGCAAUUAAUUUAGACGCGCUCACUUAAAACGAUUACUUAUUUGUAUGUGUACUAGUAUUUUGGGCUUGUGACCCUAGUGACAGGACAUAUAGCCAACAGCAUAUAGCAGCCGACGUAGCGCGUGCCUUGUAAGGUCGUUCAUUGUGUGUCCGCCGUGCCCGCCAUACAAUCGCUUUCAGGAGACUCUCAAUCAAGCACCCAAACACAAACACCACAUAUGUAUAGCGAAUAUAUUCCGGAUCCGGAUCAACCGCAAUCAAUGGCGUUACGAUGCCACGGCAUUCGGCCGCCGGACCGGAUUCUACACUUGCUAAUCUGUAUCCGUCCGGCGGCUCACUCUUCUCCAAUGCGCUUUUAUAGUAUUUUAGUCACCUUAUUUUAAACAUUAUUAUUUUUGUGUAUAAUUGUUGCUUCUAGUCUUCUUUUGUUGCAAGAGCAACGGAAUCCGCCUGUAACACGCGCACACAACCCGAUUGAUCGAUUUGUAAUCAAAUCAGAUCAGAUUAGAUCAAAUCGGAUCGGAUCGGACCAGUUGAAUAUCAAAUUGAGUUGAGUUGAGUUGAGAAACUGUAUCUUCUAUGAACUAUUCCAAGCUUUUAUACUUUUAUAUACAAAAAAUACGUGUAGAGUGGAGAAACGAACGAACUAGUUUUUAUAGCAAUUUUACAAACGAACGCACAAAUUGCAUAGUUUUUAACGGAUUAAAUUUGUACUUUGCCCGCAGCACCUCGAAAUGAAAAUGAGGUGGACAAACCGUGAAGUCUACAUAGAAUUUUUAGAUCAACUGAAACGGAAACUAAAAAUACGGAACCGAAAGAAGGAACACACUGUUCGGCUAUGGCUACUGCUCGACUGACUGAAAAUCACCCAGAUCGGGAAGGAGUUAACUUUGUAAACUAUUUUUUUUUAACGCCAGCUGCCGCGCUGGCUAUUAUACUUUAUUAGAACGCAACGCCCGGAUUUUCAGUCACUUGAGCUAUAGCAAUACGCCGUAAACUUGAAGCGUCUCAUCCACGCCGAAUGAAUACGAACAUCAAUUAGAUUUAUAUAAUCUCUAAAUAUAGUUGUAGCCCUAAGUAUUUAAUUUUAAAAAUAAAUAAAUAAAUUUUAAUUUAGAUCUUAUUUAUUUGAUAUGUCUUUUAAGAACAGCUCUUGUGUUUCCAUACCUUAUCAUAAUUUAUAUGCAGCUAUUCUUUGUAAUCUAAUAAAUAAAUACAACGCUUUUUAUUGAAAUGUA
Molecule: messenger RNA, 10232 nt
Organism: Drosophila elegans
Lineage: Eukaryota; Metazoa; Arthropoda; Insecta; Diptera; Drosophilidae
Product: titin
Exons: 8
Coding region: 296-8620 (2774 amino acids)
Molecular function (GO): protein binding
Source: RefSeq, a predicted model, not a curated record